CUUUAAUAUCUCACCAAUUUUUUUGUUUUAAUUGGAGAUGCACUUUUGGGACAGUUUCUCUAAUCGCUGCCACAGAUGACACACAGGGUUGGCUCAGAAAUGCUUGGUAGUUAUUUUUGUGCUUGCGUAUGUGCUAAAUAUGCCUAUGCUUUUUGCGCAUGGGUAUGUCAGUCAGGUUUAAGAUGCCUGCUUGACCCAAUUUAUAUCCUCCGACAGUAGCUGCACAAAAAGAAGUAGGUGCAGCAUGUCAGACUAUUUAUAGUAAAGCUGCUGGGAAAACUUCAAGUUACUAAAUGCUGUUUGGGUCUACAGGUGAAAUAGUGAAAAUGUACAUCGCUUUAAAAAAAAACUUUUAAUGAAAUUAUGGUCAAGCUAAAAUGAGUUAAGGGAACUAAUAUUUCCUCUACAGUCAAAGGAGUCUUUACAGCUCUCAACUGUCUGAAAUUGUUCAAGUGAGUCUAUCUAUCUGUCUGUCUGUCUAUCUAUCUAUCUAUCUAUCUGUCUGUCUCUCUGUCUGUCUGUCUGUCUUAAAUUUAACUAAUGCAGAUUUAAGUUGAAAUUAUACAUAAUAUCACACUGAUAGAAAUACCAACGUUAUGUCAACCCAACUCAUCAAAAUAAUGUUGAUCUAAAUUAGAUUUUUUGGUUUUAAAUGUUGUAACCAUGCAUUCAAUUAAUUGGUGUGUAUAGGUCUUUGAAUUACUUUUUAGAGUGCAGCAAAUCUGUAUAAUUGUAAACCCCGUAAUGUGAUGUAAAAUCAGUGUAGUUUAACAUAUUUCUAUCUGCUUUCUCCUCAACAAUGUGCGCUGAUCAGCCGAAGAGAGAACUGUACAAAAAUAACAUUAGCAACACAUCAGCAUGUUACAAUCCACAGUUGCUCCAGUGGAGGGGAGGUUACGUCGCUGUGUGCCAAGCCUGCCAGCUAUCAAGCCAGACAGGCUGAAAACCGCUAAAGCACUGGUGGAGAAAGCAGUGAAGUUGAGGAAAGUGUUUUCAGUGCAGGGACCCUAUCCUGUGAUCCGCGCUGCCUUAUGGGCCAGAGGGUGGGUGGAACGUCGUUUUCCCCAUCCGGUCCAGAGAGCCCCUCAUUACCAUGGCGAUGACGAAGAAGAUGGUGAUGACGGGGAUGGAGGUGCUGAUCUUAGUGACAGAGUGGGUGAAGGCGAGAAAGAGGAGAACCUUAAUGACAUGUAUGACCUCAUGUCUCGCAUGGUUCGAAAUGAAACAAUCUAUUUCUACUGGACGACUCGGCGGGACCACAUAGACUGCCGCUCAUUACGAAAUGACCAAAUGACCAACCACUACGCAAAUGCUGCUACAUUCACCACUAAGGUAGGGCUUUGUGUAAAUCUGCGUAACCUCCAGUGGUUUGAUACAGCGGAUCCUGACACCUUCUUUCCAAGAUGCUACAGGCUUGGGGCAGAGGAUGAAAAACAUGCAUUCAUAGAGGAUUUCAGAAGGACAGCAUGUACCAGCCUGCUGCAGUAUGUGGUGGAGACAAGUACAUGGAGAAGAGACAAACCAGAGAGUGAAGAACAAAAUGCCAAGAACAGUGUCUCUGAAAGUAAAAAGCUGAAUGUGGAACAUCGUUUCGUUGGUCCAGAUAUUAUUGACACAGCUCUGCAUGUGUGUCAGGAGUUUCUCAAUGCUUUAACGCACAGUGACAUUGACGUGACUGCAGAAACACCCCCCUCUGGAGAGGAAUGGCAGUGGGUGCAGUUUCUGCAAGACUACUACAUGGUUGUGCACAAAGGUGCAUUGAUCAGAGGCAGCAGUGUGUUUGUGGAGCGCUGUCAGGCCAUGUUAGCCAGACUGCAAGAAGUUUGCCCUCAGCUAGACACAGAUGGACUAAACAACAUCUGGAUCAUUAAACCAGGUGCCAAGUCAAGAGGAAGAGGCAUCAUGUGUAUGAAUCGUCUGGAUGACAUUCUGGCACUUGUGGACACUGACAGAGCGCUGAUGAAGGAGAGUAAGUGGGUGGUUCAGAAAUACUUGGAACGUCCACUGCUGGUCCAUGGAACCAAGUUUGACCUCCGUCAGUGGUUCCUUGUUACUGACUGGAACCCUCUGACUGUGUGGUUCUACAAAGAGUGCUACCUGCGGUUUUCCACUCAGCCCUACUCAACCAAAACUCUCGACAGCUCAGUCCACCUAUGCAACAAUUCCAUCCAGAAGCACUUUCAGCCAUCUCAUGACCGUCAUCCAGGAGUGCCUGAAGAUAAUAUGUGGUCCUGCUCUCAGUUUCGCUCUUACCUGCAGCGACAGGACCGUGGGGCAGAGUGGGAGUCAGUGGUGGUCCCAGGCAUGCAGCAAGCAGUGGUCCAUGCUCUACAGACAGCUCAGGACCUGGUCGAGCCCCGCAAGGCAAGCUUUGAGCUGUAUGGAGCUGACUUCAUGUUGGGCAGAGAUCUGAGGCCUUGGCUUCUGGAGAUCAAUGCCAGUCCGACUAUGGCCUGUUCCUCCUCUGUGACCGCUCGGCUCUGCCCUGCUGUACAGUUGGACACACUGAGGGUUGUGUUGGACCGACGGACUGAUCCAAGUGCUUACACUGGAGGCUUCCAGCUAAUCUACAAACAGGCUGCAGUUGAGGUUCCACAGUAUGUGGGAGUGAACCUGCUGGUGGAAGGAGCCUCCAUAAGGCGAUCCAGACCUUUGCUUCAUAGACAGACUGUUACUUCUGACACACUUCUCACUGACCUGUUCCCCUCAGACCAGUCAUCUCCAGAGGAGGUUGAAACAAAACAUAAACCUUUGGGUCAGAAGCCACACAUGGUCGCUGCUUUUUGCCAUUCUGGCAAAGAGAACCAAGAGAAGAAGAGGCAGCUGGCAUCUACAUCUCCAAAGAGGGAGUGUGAGAUGAGAGUCGAAGUUCAGGACAACUCUUGUGUGCGCAGGUCUUGCCGCAGUCUGGCCUGUGAACAGUCUUUGGUGGUUCACACUGAACCUCAGAGGAAAGCGAGACGAUUGGGUUUGAGUCUUCGUGUCAAUGGGACAACCCUGGUGCCAAGGAGUUUUUCCUUUUCCCUCAGCCCUCCUCACAGCAAGUCAAAGGGCAAACCUCAUUUCAGUGCAGGUCAUGGAUCACACAUCUCCAGAUCCUUCCUUCCUCAGACAACUUUUGCACCCCAACACAGGAUUUCUAAACAAGCAUUUCCUUCAUUCCAGGGUCCUCUUCCUAGCCUGGAGGUCCUUCAUUUGCGACCAAACAUUGUGGCCAGAACUAGUGUCUGCCAUAAUUCAGCCUUUUCAGCUCAACCCAGCAUCCGCAAGCAUCAGUUAUUUCUCCACUCUCAAAGACAAAGCAAGGCCAGACAUAAAGGAGAACACACAGGGGGACAUAAAUACUAGAGGCAUAAGGUGUUAACAAGAUGGAAAGCAGCCAGAAAGGUUAAAGAAGCUUUGUCAACGCAAUGUACAUUUUAAUGAGUUGGAGCCUAAUAAAGAACUUCUCCUGAUAAUCCUUGUUAUUGAAAAUUGAUGUCACUGUAGCAUUAUCAUCGUUCAGAUUAUUCAGAUUCAUAUCGUACAUGCAGAGGCUGAAUAUAUGCAACAUCAAGUUAACAGAAGUUAUGUUGGGUCUGAAGUGCUACAUUUUAGAGGUAGUUCUAUAAAAACAGGAUGUAGAUAUUUUAGCUCCCCAGCAGGUGGCAAUAAAGGGUCAGUGAUCAAAUCCCAUGUUCAGGCCAAAGCAUGGCAACUACAGGGGAUCAAAGUACAGAAAAGGAUUGUCAGUUCUUAACCGUUUGGUAAAUCUUUAGCAAAAACUGCUUAAUCAGAUCUUCUGGCCUCUUCGUAAAGUCAAGAUGUAAAAGCAGCUCAUUAACUUUCAAACUUUUAUGAGUGCUGGUUCAGAACUGAAGAAGUGUCAAUGUACGUGAGAAAGACCUUGAAAAUGACAGUUGCUUGACUAAAAUAGCUGUUUUGUGUGAUUUAGACAACCACACACAAUUUAUUUACACAGUUAGGUGGAACUUAUUUUAACUAAUCCCUAUUUUUAGAAGGCUGGGUGCUUCAAUUACCUAGAAGUGCAACUGCAAGAACAAGUUUCUAAACCCUUUUAUCUGGAUUUCUGCAUUGAUUAAUCACAAAAUGUGGUCAGAUCAGCAUUUAAUUCACAAUCACAGACAAACACAAUCUGACUAAACUAAUAAUACACAAACAGUUUUACUUUCCAUGCCUUUGUUGAACAUGCUGAGGUAUCAUUCACAAGCCAGGAUCAAAAAUAAAAAGAACUCCUGUAUUUCAUAGAACCUCCUUUUGCAGCAACAACCGCCAUCAGAUGCCUUCUGUAGCUGCUUGUGAGACUUGCACAACAACACUGAAUGUUUUUUGGAUGAUUUCUCCUUAUGCAACUGUUUCAUUUUAUCAAUAUUUCUACGACGUCAUGAUUGAAGUCCUCUUCAGGUCCUGCCACAAUAUCUAAUUGGGUUAAGGUCAGGACUCAAAACAUGGAUUUUCUUUUUCAGCUUUUAUGUUGUUUAUUUAUUGGUGAGCUUUGGGUCAUUGUCUUGUUGCAUCAUCCAACCUCUUAUAAUCUUUAGGUCACUGAUUGCAGACAUUUUCCUGGAAGAUUUCUUGAAUGAAUUUUAAAUUUAUUGUUCCUUCAGUGAUUGCAAGGAAUCCAGGCCCUGCGGCAGCAAAAUAGUCCCAAAACACGAUGCUCUUUCUUCCAUGUUUCACAGAGGGGAAGAGGUUUUGAUUUUGUUGUGUAGUGCCUUUUUUCCCUCCCAACAUAGAAUUGACCAUGUUGGAGAUGCAGAUGUUGGCUGUUACCUUUGGCUCCUUUAUCACUUCUUUCAGGAUUGCAUGUUCUGCUCUUGGUGUAGUCUUUGCAGGACAGCCAAAUCAAAUGAGACAAACGUCCGUCCUGAAUUUCCUUCAUUUCCAGAGAGUUUUUCUUGUUGUGGAUCGCUAAACGCCUGAGAAAUGCAGUUGCAGCGUUUUACAGCUUUGUACAGCUCAGUAAUUCUAAAGUUCAGUGAAUGCAGCUGUGAUUGAGGCACUGUUCACAACAACCAGUCUGUCUUGAGAUGAGCAGACUUUGUCCAAAGCCACAAUGUUUAUGCAUAGGGAGGAAUAUGUGUACAACCAACACAACAACAAUCUCAGCAAAGUAGCUUUAUGGAUCAUUACCACAGAGGUUCAUUUACUUUUUCCACGCUUUUUUCUGUUCACUAAAGAAAAGGACAAUAUAGCUACAUCAGUUAAUCUGAUUAUGCUUGUCGAUAAAUUGUGACUGAAAAAAGAUCAGAACGCUUUUCAUGAGUAAUCAAUGCAGAAAUCCUGGCAAUUCCAAAGCAUGUACAAACAUUUUCUUGAAAUUACACAUUGCUAAGAUGACAUCUCAAGAAAUUAUAAGAUAAUUGUUAGUGGCAUUUUGUCCUUAGUUGGAUAGUUUGACAAAAGUAGUGGCAGACAGGAAACAAUGAAGGAGGGACUGAUGAGUAUGAUGUGCAAUAAAGGUAAAAUAAAAUAAGGA
Molecule: messenger RNA, 5479 nt
Organism: Amphiprion ocellaris (clown anemonefish)
Lineage: Eukaryota; Metazoa; Chordata; Actinopteri; Pomacentridae
Gene: ttll3
Product: tubulin tyrosine ligase-like family, member 3
Exons: 12
Coding region: 859-3348 (829 amino acids)
Biological process (GO): protein polyglycylation; cilium movement; cilium assembly
Cellular component (GO): cilium
Molecular function (GO): protein-glycine ligase activity, initiating
Source: RefSeq, a predicted model, not a curated record